Molecule: messenger RNA, 374 nt
Organism: Sphenostylis stenocarpa
Lineage: Eukaryota; Viridiplantae; Streptophyta; Magnoliopsida; Fabales; Fabaceae
Source: the annotation of a GenBank genome assembly
GAAGUUCGAAUAGAGAAAUUGACCGGAUUAGCUACCGUGGAUUUACAAUGUUUCGGAUGAAUACAACUACUCUUAUAAACACUCUAAGGGCACCUCUAAGCAAGGUGAGGAACAAAAGAAAAAGUAUAAAACAUGAAGCUCGUUGGAAUUCCAUCCCAAAUCAUGUCAUAUCCGCAGGAAGUUCGAAUAGAGAAAUUGACCGGAUUAGCUACCGUGGAUUUACAAUGUUUCAGAUGAAUACAACUACUCUUAUAAACACUCUAAGGGCACCUCUAAGCAACUGGGAUUCGAACCCAGAUCGUCUCGUAUCCACGUCUGGACAGAGAAAUGUACCAGAUGAGCUACUACGGAUUUACAACAACAUGAAUGCAUGA